Messenger RNA from Cuscuta epithymum, 1946 nucleotides. Lineage: Eukaryota; Viridiplantae; Streptophyta; Magnoliopsida; Solanales; Convolvulaceae. The record is from the annotation of a GenBank genome assembly.
GCAAUAACAAGCGUAGCACUUUUUUUAAUUUAAAAACACGGGAGAAGUGUUUUUGACUAAUUCGGGUCCAAAAAGAGAAAGGUUUUUAGAUCAGAUUUGGAGCCAGCGAAAUGCCAAUUAUAGCCUGCGAUCUGCUCAUCCAGCUGCUGCUAUAGAUCAAGGAGACCUUCCCCGGCUCCACUUUCUUCUUCCCCUGUCCCAAAGCUUUUCACUGUGCUCCUCCUCGCCGGACGGCCUCCCCACCCAGUGACAAUGACGAAAUUACCCUUCGUCUUCCUGCUCUUGUUCUUCUUCUCCGUUUUCUCACCCACCGCCGCCGAGAUCAAAACCCUGCGGAUCGUUUCCGACUCUCGGGCGAUGAUUUUGUUCGAGCGCUUCGGGUUCACCCACACUGGCCACGCCGCCAUCACCGUCUCAUCGGUCUCCGUUCAAUCCACCCUCGCCACCCCCGAAUCGUCUCGUCUGGGCUUCUUCCUUCUCUCGCAGGAGUCCCUCAUCCAGGUGCUUAUCGAGCUCCAGCAGAACCCGUCAUUUUGUGUCCUCGAUUCCAAGUAUAUCAAUCUCCUCUUCACCUUCAGAGACCUCUCGCCGCCGCCUAACUCCUUCUACAACCACUCGUACCCCAUCACUUCCCCGAAUGAGUAUUCUCUUUUCUUCGCCAAUUGCGCUCCCGAAUCCAAGGUCUCCAUGAACGUUCGCACGGAGCUCUACAACCUUGACGAUCAGGGCCAGGUCAAGGACUACCUUUCCGCGGGUCUCACUCAGAUCCCCUCGCUGUACUUUACAUUCUCCCUCAUUUAUUUCGGAUUUAUGGCUUUCUGGGUGUACAUCUGCUACACCAACAAGAACUCCGUCCACCGGAUCCAUCUCUUGAUGGCGGGUUUGCUGGCCAUGAAGGCGUUGAAUCUGAUAUGCGCUGCGGAGGACAAACAUUAUGUGAAGGUGAGCGGAACAGCUCACGGUUGGGAUGUGUUGUUCUACAUUUUCCAGUUCAUCCGUGUGGUCCUCCUCUUCACAGUUAUCAUCUUGAUCGGAACUGGGUGGUCAUUUUUGAAGCCGUUUUUGCAGGAGAGGGAGAAGAAGGUUUUGAUGAUCGUGAUUCCCCUUCAGGUAUUGGCCAAUAUAGCCUCAGUAGUGAUUGGAGAAACUGGUCCUUUUAUCAAGGACUGGGUUACAUGGAAUCAGGUGUUUCUGAUAGUAGAUAUUGUGUGUUGCUGUGCGAUCAUCUUCCCCAUAGUGUGGUCUAUUAGGUCACUGAGGGAGACAUCAAAGACUGAUGGGAAGGCCGCGAGGAACCUAGCAAAAUUGACCCUUUUUAGGCAAUUCUACAUUGUGGUGAUUGGGUACCUCUAUUUCACAAGGAUUGUGGUGUUUGCCCUUAGGACCAUUGCUGCUUAUAAGUACCAGUGGGUGGCAAGUGCUGCUGAGGAGAUUGCUAACCUUGCUUUUUACAUUACAAUGUUUUACAUGUUUAUGCCAGUGGAGAAGAAUCAAUACUUUGUUCUUGAUGAGGAAGAUGAGGAGGCUGCUGAGCUGGCUCUUCGUGAUGAGGAAUUUGAGCUUUGAAAGAACGGAAUGGAUACUUAUCAUUUUGCAGCUAUGUGGCUCUCAACCCUUUGAUUAUGAGUUACUCUGGAAUGUUGUCUAAAUUAUCUGGGUUGAAUUCCACUUCUCACUUUGUUCGCUUUUACCAUCUUUUUGCCCUUCUGUUAUUGUCUAUCUUUUUCCCCUGAUGGUGAUAGAUUUUAUGUUCAGUAACUAUACUUGGACUUAUCAAGCAAUUACAUUUUAAUGUAAUUGAAUUGAAUAUAGAAAGCCCCAUCUUUAUAAAUUGAAGUGCAUUGUCCUGACAAUGAGUUUGUUCUGUGUAGAGUUUCUUCUGUCUUAAAUUGCAUCGCUCUCUGUAUACAAUGAGUUUGAAUAUUUUUAUUUAGCUCCGAUUUCAU